Molecule: messenger RNA, 2469 nt
Organism: Pectinophora gossypiella (pink bollworm)
Lineage: Eukaryota; Metazoa; Arthropoda; Insecta; Lepidoptera; Gelechiidae
Exons: 1
Coding region: 1-2469 (822 amino acids)
Molecular function (GO): zinc ion binding; nucleic acid binding
Source: RefSeq, a predicted model, not a curated record
AUGGAAGCGCUCAAAAAUUCAACUACCCACGCUGGCAGCCGGGAAACCGGUGAAUCCAGCUUAAGGCCCCCAAUCGUAUGUGGGGGGGGCUGCGAUCGCUCCGUAGGCUCCGAUAGCCUUCGUAAAUCCCCGACUCAAAGGGUAGACUUCUACCCGGCGUUCGACGCCACUACUACCGGACAAGACUCGCGCGCGCCAACACCAUCCGCACUUCCCGAAGUGCGGGUGGUGCUGGAGCGCAUCCCCACACCGAUUUCGAAGUCAGCACCUAAUGCUGAAGGAGCUGCUCCUGGGCCUAGUGCUCAGUCAGAGCAGCCAAGGUCACGUCCUUACUCCGCUUCGUCCUCGGACGAAGUGAGUAGUCUAAGGACAGUGUGCUCGAUGGAGAGUGUGACCUCCCUUCCGGAGGGCAAGCUGUGGCGAAAGCGGAAGACAGCUUCGCUUUCGGACCCGUCCUCUGACGAUGGCAGCCAAGUGCCGGAAACAGCACGCGGCUCGCCCGUCCUCAGGGCUCGGGCCAAGAGGGGUAGGGGACGCCCUCCCACUACCGGCGAAUACGUCGGCCUUGCGAAAGCCAAGGCCGAACAUAACCGUGCCGUGCGCGAAGCGCUCAGGCUGCAAGCCGAGGAAGAAGUGGCCAAAGCGGCCAAGAGGACUUUCUACCUCCGACGGUCCAACCCAUCGUCGGAGACGGAAACCCAGCUGAUGGACUCAGGCUCAGAAGCCGUCUCGCUUACGGCUGCAGAGCUGCAUGAGAAGGCGAAAGAGGCGAUUGGCAUCGUUCGCAACGUAGCUGUGAAAUCGGGACAACUGAAGGGUACGUUCGUACGUGCCCUGAAGGAUGCCGCACAGCUACUCCAAGAGUCUCUGUCUGCCCUGCAUGCCACGUCUACCAGCGAUGAAACGCGCAAGCUGCAGGAACAGAAUGCUCGCCAACAGGCGAAACUUGACGCGCAGCAAAAGGAGAUAGACGUGCUCCGUGGCGAGAUGCGCCAGCUCAAGGCCUCUUUGAAUCCAACUCAGAGAGUGCCGUCGCCUGCUCCCGAACCGCUUGCAGAGAGCCCGCAACCGGAGUCGGCGCCGAGAGCUGUGCGCUCCUUACCAGCAAGACGUGCGAAUCCGCCGCCAGCCACGAGCAGUAGAGCCGUGUCUGAUAAAGAGGAAGGCCUAGUCGCGCAGAUCAUAAGCCAAGUUGGCUUCAUGAUCGAUGCGAAGCUGGCAGGCCUGGAGGACCGGCUCCUGCCUCCAAAAGUGACGCGUCCACCGCUGGCGGCGGAUCGGAAAAACGCGCUCUCAUACGCUGCUGCAGCGAAGGCGUCUGCUGCUGCAGCGAAGGCUCCCGCCACAACUGUGGCUAAGAAAGCGACUGCCACAGCGGCCACGGCCGCUAGCACCUCGCGUGCUGCCCCGUCUGCGGCCUUGCAAGGCCCGACUGCGGCGGCCAGUAGUUCGGCCUCUGCGCCUCCGAAAAAGAGGAAGACGCGAGGGGGGAGGAACAGGAAAAAGAAGGGAGGGACCAAUGGCCAGAGUGGGGCCUGUCCCCCACCUUCAGGGCCUGCUGGCGCCGGCUGGACUGUUGUCGGCAAAGGUCGUAAGCAGAAGGUGGCCUCAGCCCAACCGCUGCAACGCCCCAAGGCGCCAAAGCUGCGUCCUCCGCGUUCGGCUGCGGUGGUUGUGCAGCUACAGCCAGCGGCAGCGGAGAGAGGAACAACAUACGCGGAUAUCCUGAGAGAAGCCAAAUCCAAGGUUGAUAUACAGAGCCUUGGUAUCACGAGCCUCAGGAUUCGCAAGGCAGCAACCGGCGCACGUGUGUUGGAAGUUGCGGGUGCUACAAGCACCGAGAAGGCCGACUCCUUAGCCACAAAGUUGAGAGAGUCGAUGAGCGGAGACGUUGUAAAAGUCUCCAGACCCACAAAGUGCGCAAACAUGCGCAUUGUGGGACUGGAUGACUCCGUCUCCACUCAGGAGGUGGUGGAGGCAGUUGCCAAAGCCGGAGGAUGCACGGCCGACACAAUCAAGGCUGGCGCUAUCCGCGAGGGUGCAGGCGGAAUGGGUUCAAUCCUGCUGAGCUGUCCCAUAGCAGCCGCCAAAAAGGUGGCUGAUGGCGGUCGCCUCUUGGUGGGCUGGACCUCCGCGCAGGUCAAGGUCCUGGAGCCACGUCCUAUGCGGUGUUACAGAUGCUUCGAGGUCGGUCAUACUCAUGCCCUGUGUGACUCCGAAGUGGAUCGUAGCACUCAAUGCUACCGAUGUGGCCAAACCGGCCACCAAUCUUCGGAGUGUUCUGCCACCCCGCACUGCACAGUGUGCGAGGCGGCGCGAAGACCGGCAGAGCACCGAUUGGGCGGUUCAACAUGUACUGCCCAAUCCAGAAGUAGAAGGAAGAACCGCAAUGGACCAAAGGUUCCCCCGCGUCCUUCCCCCCCGCAAGCUGCGGGACGAGCCGGUGAAGAGCACAUGAGCAUCAAUUGA